AUGGCGUCUACCUCCAGCAAAGCCUCUGUAUUCAGAUCGAUUGCGAGAUCAAGGCGAUCGUCAAGACGCUUCCAACCAAACCGAAAGAUUCCUGAUGCCAUAUUGGGAGACAUUUUGGAAUCAACUUUGCGCUCUCCUUCCAGUUUCAAUUUACAACCUUCCCAAAUCAUUCUAGUGCAAUCCAAUGAAAUGAAACAAAAGCUUAGCAAGGAGGCCAUGCUGGGCCCAGGCAAUCAAUUCCGAACCAAUGAUGCCAGUGCGUUGGCAGUCUUUCUCACAGAUUUGGAACCAACAAAGAGAAUCAAUCGCAUCUAUGAGUUGGAGAAAAAUUGUCGCAAUCCGAACUAUUUGAACAGUUUACCGAUGGUUUCUUCGUUUCUCAUUGGCGAGGGACACGCAGCAACCAUGAUCAAAGGUGUGGCAACCAAUUUUCUGAGCGUCGUUCAGCCAAUGCCAGUUGUGGAACCGGUUCAGGCCUGGGGGUACAAGAAUUCCAGUCUACUGGCCCAAACAUUUGUAUAUGCAGCAGAAUCGAAUGACUUGGCGACCUGCAUGAUGGAGGGAUUUGAUAGUAGGCGUGUGCAAGAGAUUCUUAGAAUCCCGGAUCGGUAUGCAGUUCCUCUGGCGGUGGCCAUUGGGUACGAGUACGAAGAUCCAGAAUCAUUUGAGCAUACCCCUCGUUUAGAUGUAUCGGAAGUUGUCUUUUCUGAUACCUUUGGGGAACCUCUUCGUUUGGAAGAUGAUGGUGAAAACGCUGACGAAACAGCUUGA
This is a messenger RNA of Cylindrotheca closterium, 771 nucleotides long. The record is from the annotation of a GenBank genome assembly. NCBI's taxonomy places the organism in Eukaryota, Bacillariophyta, Bacillariophyceae, Bacillariales, Bacillariaceae.